This is a messenger RNA of Protopolystoma xenopodis, 270 nucleotides long. NCBI's taxonomy places the organism in Eukaryota, Metazoa, Platyhelminthes, Monogenea, Polystomatidea, Polystomatidae. The record is from the annotation of a GenBank genome assembly.
CGUUCAGGCCUAAAAAGCACAGAUAAUAUGACAAAAUUGGCUUUUCUGGCAUCUGAAACACCAAGCCCACGUCUCUCACCGAAUAUGGAAUCGCCAUUGGACCACAUUUUUCUGCAAUCGUGCUUGAGACAUCCACUUGAAGGCAAUAAAUGGUCUCCUCCGAUUUGCCAGUGGCAGACAGCAACGUUCUUGCAGCAAUCAUUCUUGCCUCACCCAAAUGGCUUCGACGAAUUCGUCUGCCCCCUGGCUUCAGGGGACGCCGCCAUCUGA